AUUUUCAGGGAAGAAGUUACAAACAAAAGAAGUGUUUCUUAUAAAAUAAAGGUAGGUGCAAAUCAAGUGACUGAUUAAUCACGAAUUCCUUUUUUCAAAACAAUCUUGUUUUUGCCAAAAUGACUUGUGUUUGCAAAAGGAAUUAUGAUUCCUGCAGACAGAAUAAGCUCAAUCAGCCAUUACUUGCCAUAUGCCACUUAAUUAAAAAUAUAUUUUGUCAUUUGUUAGGACACUAUGACAACAAACAAUAAAACUUGAUUAAUGUCAUCAUUAUAAAUUACUUUCGCCAUUGAAAAUUUACCUUGUUAAUAAUUAACAUUAAACAACCAAAGACUAAUGGACUGGGAGCCACUGUGUAAACUGUAUCGUUUUCGUUCAGAGAUGGGCAAAUUUUUUAACCAAGGGGCAAAUUUAGCUUCCAGUUGAUAAUUAAGCUCUGCACAGGUGCUUUUAAAUGCACAGGUGCAUUUUAAAAGGUUUAGUUAGGUUAAUGCCAAAACAGUAAUAAAACUAUCCUACAGCGAUACAUAAAUAGCUGGGCCAGAUCUAUAAAAGCAGUUUGCCUAACCUUGUAUGUACAAUGACAAACAACAAACAAGUAUGAAAUUAAAUCGACAACAAUUUAUCAGUACGUAAGAGGAACCAAGUUCAUAGACGUUCCUCAUUUUCUGCAGGUAGCAGCCGUGUGCAGAUGUAUUUUACUUUCGUGAAUAAUUUUUACUCCUUUAGGAAUUCUAUACUAGAGUAACAAAACUUUGAAGCAUUUUGUGUUGUUUUGUGGAAAAGUAGUGUAGUUAAAUGUCUCUUAACGCAGCAUUACAAGUGUCAACGUGCAUUGAUUCUGUUCCUAAAGCUAUAACCAAUUUCACUGACACCGAAACAUUCACCAAAAUUGUUAAGGAAGUGGAAAAAAAAGAGAAAGUAAUUUUUCACUGUAAUGGAUAUCCUGGCACUGGUAAAACACAGACUAUGCGAAAACUGGCUGAAAAGUUUCCAUAUGAUAGAAAAUUAGGUUUUGUAAAGUGGUACAUACAAUGUGAGGAUGAGGGUCAUGCAGUAGAGGAGGAAUUGCAAAACUUGGUAAAAAGAAUGUUUCAGCAUAACUUUAUAACAGAGAAUAGAAAAGUUACCACCAUUGAAGACUUGAAGAAGAACAUUGUUGGCUCAUUCGUAAAAAUGGUUUGUGAAUUGGAAAAACCAGUCUUGCUUAUUCUGGAAGACAUACCACGUAAACCGCCCCAAGUCGUACUUGAUCUCUUACGUUCUCUUGCAACUGAGACGCCUGCAGACUGGUUUCACAUUUACAUUGCCACUCGUUACAAGACUGUACUCCAUCAUGGCGAAGCUGAUAGUACUGUAUCAUAUACAGAGUUCCAGAUGAAAGGUUUCAGUGAGAAGGAGAGUCUAAAAUACUUAUUGGAAGAUCAGGAACACCCUGAUGUAGAAAAUCAGGCUGCAAAGCAAGUAUUUCGUCGUUUCAGUGGAUCAAUUCUUGGAUUACAGACUGCAAGAGGUUUCUGCAGGUCUAAUAGUAUCUCAUAUGAAGAUUACAUAAAGAAACUGAAGAAUGAUGAAAAGGAGCUGCACAAAUCAGAAUGGGAAUCAGAAAUAGAGGUUUAUGGUAAGAGCGCUCCACAUAUUUUUCAGGCAAUUACAUUACCAUUCAGAAGAGAUCGCCCACAACAAUUAGAAGUCAUGUCAUGCUUGUCAUACUUGCAUCAUCACAGUAUUCCAAGGACAAUUUUGACCAAGAUUUCCCAGCAUUUAGCCACUGGAGAGACAGGGGAUUUGAAUUCAAAGUCAGGAAAAUUAAUCAAAGAAUUGAUUGAACUCAAUCUCUGCAAAAAGGAAACAAACGAACAAGGGGAAUUUAUUACACUGCAUGAAGUUGUCUUGCAUGCAUUCAGAGUAAAAACCACACAUGAAGAAAAUUCUCUCAAAAUAAUGAUAGGUGUACUGGCGGGUGCUGUGACCAAAGAUACAAGAGAUCCAAAAAUGAUAACGGCUAUGAAAGGGUACGCCCCACAUGUAAGAAAAUUACUGGAUCAUGCAAAAGAAGCUAAAUACAUCAAAGAUGACAUCAUGGUACAGUUACAGUUAAGUGAACUAUACGAAGCUUAUGGUGCAACAGAAAACAACUUUGAAUAUAUGAGCGAAGCUUUUGAACUAGUAAUGAAGCAGCUUGGUACAGAGAUAGGUAAUGAAAAAAAGCUACAACCUUUCAUCUGUCAGAAUAAAUGUGGAAAAUAUAUCAGUGAUUGUGCAGAUAAACUAUUAAGAAUUGUCAAAACAAAGUCUUUGCCUGUUGAAAUUAUUCAAAAGUACGAAAGUGAAGUUAUGUUGGUGCAAGACAAAGACUGGGACUUUAUGGAGCAACAGGUUGAAGAUAAAGUCUUGUUUCAAAGGGCAAGAGAAAUCUUUAACAAAUGUGGAAAAAUGAAUCAAGACAUUUUCCAAAUGCUACGUGGUUGUAAAGUGAUUCCAACAGAAGAACAACAUCAAAAAGUGUUUUAUGCGGAGAGGCUUGCUUCCAUUUUCCAUAAUGCAAGUAGAGUCAUUCUGUAUUCGAAACUAAAUCCGGAGGACAAGAAGAACAGGCUUGAAGAAGCUCUAUGGUUGUCACGGCUGUCUUCCAAUUUGUCGAUAAGAUGCAGGGAACAUUUUGGAGUCGGUUUAAUUUAUGAAGAUAUUGCUGUACAGGCAGGGGCAAUACCCAUCCAGCUAAGCUUGUAUCAUUAUCCUCAGGUUUCUGCUGCAAAAGAGAUUCUGCUGAAGAUGAAAGAAACCUGUGAUGAAGCAUUAGACAAGCAGUUUCCCGAUAAGAGUUGUUGUCCAGAUUGGCUCAUUAUCAACGAGACAGAGAGCGAACUGUAUAGAAAGUUGAGCAUCAAGAGAUAUCUGGUGAGAAUACACACCAGGUUGGUUAAAGAUGAUCCCAGCCACUACAGAAAUGUAGAAGCUGAUUGCACAGACUUGCACCAACUUGCUCUACAGCACCUAAAAGAGUGGGAGAUGGCAAACAAAUGCCUCAUUUACGUAGGAAAGCUCUAUGCUUCAGGAAAAGAGUACGUCAAGGCAUUAGAAUGCUUUGAUGAAUUCCUGAACCAACACCAAAACAAAAAAUCCUUUCUACGUCCUUGGGCAGUAUACAACUACACAAGAGCUGCUGUCCUGCUUCAGGGAGAAUUGAAACUUCGCGUCGAAAAACAAGAAAGAGCGAGAGCUUUGUGUGAACAAGUCCUUGAGCCAACCAUAAACAUGAGCACAGCUUUAAGAAGCAAAAUUCAAGCAGAGUUAACAAAAUUGGGUGAUAAACCCAAUUAAAAAAAGGUGCACAUUGAAGCUUAUAAUAAUUAUGCUUAUUUAUGCUUAUUGUCUAUGCUUAUAAUUGUGGUAAUUCAUAACAUGAAGCGCUUU
This is a messenger RNA of Ciona intestinalis (vase tunicate), 3417 nucleotides long. The record is from RefSeq and is a predicted model, not a curated record. NCBI's taxonomy places the organism in Eukaryota, Metazoa, Chordata, Ascidiacea, Phlebobranchia, Cionidae.